AUGCUCAAUGAUCAUGAACCCUCAAAAGGACACGAUGACUCCUACCUGAUCAAUCGCACUCGAGUCUCGACUGUGAAUCAAUCGAAUAGAAACGCGAACGUCGCUUCGCCCCCAAAAUCUCGAUCUCAAAAAUCCGAGGACAAGCUUGAUUAUGCUCAAUUGAAGAAAGAUGCGCCGGGCCUCGUUGCUGCCGCCGCCCAUGCGGCGGUUCCUAGCUGGACCAGCAUGGUUCUAAUGGUCUCUCUUAUCUUCGGGGGCUGCUGUGCCAAUGUCUUUGCGCUAGAGGCGAUUAUCAAAGAACAGCCUACUGCCGGUCCCUUGAUAACAUUCGCCCAAUUCGCGAUCUGCGCCAUUUUCACCAUCCCAACCUUCCUAUCCCCCUCAGCCGGACCACGAGCUUUAUUCCUGCGCCCACGCGCUAUUCCACUACGCUCAUGGGCGGUAUAUACCUCUUAUUUCAUGAGCGUCAACCUCCUCAACAACUGGGCCUUCGCAUACAAGAUCUCCGUCCCACUACACAUAAUCCUCCGGUCCGCAGGCCCCGUCGCCUCAAUGGUAAUCGGCUACCUAUACAACGGCAAGCGCUAUUCCCGCGGCCAGAUCGCCUCGGUAGCGAUGCUGACGGUGGGCGUGGCGGCAGCCGCCAUGGCCGACGCGCAAUCCAAAGGCGUAUCUAUCCACGUCGAGUCCGAUGCGGCGGAUACAAUCACGACCGUGACGGGCUUCACAAUCCUCGCGCUCGCAAUGGUCCUUUCUGCGUUCCAGGGCAUCUAUGCCGACCGGCUGUACGCGACUUACGGCAGAGACUAUUGGAAAGAGGCGCUUUUCUACUCGCAUGCGCUUUCUCUGCCGCUUUUCCUGACGAGUUGUCCGCAGUUGCUGGGUCAGUGGCGGGUGGUGGCUUCGUCGCCUUCUUUGCUGUCGCAUUUGGAUUCCGGGUUGUGGGGGUCGUCUGGUACGGUUGGGAGCACUGCUUUCUCGGUGCUGGGGCGGAUUUGCCACAUUGAGGCUGUCAAGGCUUUCCUGGCGCAUCUGCCGGUUCAGGUGGCUUAUCUGGCGAUGAAUGCACUGACGCAGUAUCUGUGCAUCCGAGGAGUCCAUCUUUUGUCGGCCAAGUCGUCAUCGUUGACUGUUACCAUUUUUUUGAAUGUUCGCAAGUUGGUUUCCCUGCUCCUAUCGAUUUACCUCUUCGGGAACAAUUUGGCUGGAGGUGUCUUGGUUGGCGCGGCUUUGGUGUUUGUCGGGGGUGGUUUAUAUGGCUUUGAGGGUGCACGUCUACGAAGCGUUGCCAAAAAGGCCCAGUGA
Molecule: messenger RNA, 1305 nt
Organism: Penicillium roqueforti
Lineage: Eukaryota; Fungi; Ascomycota; Eurotiomycetes; Eurotiales; Aspergillaceae
Exons: 4
Coding region: 1-1305 (434 amino acids)
Biological process (GO): transmembrane transport
Cellular component (GO): endoplasmic reticulum membrane; Golgi membrane
Molecular function (GO): UDP-N-acetylglucosamine transmembrane transporter activity
Source: RefSeq, a predicted model, not a curated record